Neoarthrinium moseri is the source of this 1305-nucleotide messenger RNA. RefSeq lists its product as uncharacterized. Gene Ontology annotation, cellular component: fungal-type vacuole membrane. Gene Ontology annotation, biological process: transmembrane transport. NCBI's taxonomy places the organism in Eukaryota, Fungi, Ascomycota, Sordariomycetes, Amphisphaeriales, Apiosporaceae. Gene Ontology annotation, molecular function: transmembrane transporter activity. Bases 1 to 1305 code for a protein of 434 amino acids. The record is from RefSeq and is a predicted model, not a curated record. The transcript is spliced from 2 exons.
AUGUCGACCGAGUCGACUAACAGCGAAAAGGUUGGCGGCCGCAUCAGCCCACCGCCCAAAGCAGAUGUCGAGUCUGCUCCUCCCCGCGCCCCUCCAGCGCCGCCAAAUGGCGGACUGAAGGCCUGGUUACAGGUCGUGGGCAGCUGGGCCAUCGUUUUCAACACUUGGGGCACCAUCAUCACCUUUGGCGACUUCCAAGCCUUCUACGAAAGGGGAACGCUGUUCACCGAGUCCUCCUCGAAUAUCUCCUGGAUCGGCUCCAUCCAGUCGUUGAUGGUGUUCGUCGUUGGUGCCGUCAUUGGUCCCAUCUACGAUCGAGGCUAUCUCAAGCUGUUGCUGCUCAUCGGGACCUUUGGUAUUGUCUUCGGUCACAUGAUGCUCUCCCUCUGCUCGGAAUAUUGGCAGGUAGUCUUGUCUCAGGGCUUCGUAGUCGGCAUUGGUGGUGGCUGUCUGUUCGUCCCCGCAUUGGCAGUGGUCCAGCCCUACUUCAGCAGCCGACUCGGACUUGCUCUUGGCAUAGUCGCCACGGGGAGCUCACUCGGCGGUAUCAUCUACCCCAUCAUUUUCAUCAACCUUAUCGAGAGAGUCGGCUUCGCCUGGACCGUGCGCGCCAUGGGCUUCGUGGCCUUGGGCUCCCUGCUAGUCCCCCUGGCAGUAUCCGAGAUGCGCGCCAAGCCCCCGGCUGUGCGAAGAAUGCUUGACUUGACGGCCUUCUCAGACGGCCCGUUCAUGCUCUGUAUACUGGGUUGCUUCCUUGGCUAUGCCGGCUCUCAUGUCUCCUUCUUCUACAUUGCAUACUACGGACAGGCCAACGGCUGGAUGACGGGCACUUUGGCGCUCUACCUUCUGCCUAUCCUGAAUUCAGCAUCAGCGAUUGGCAGAGUACUACCAAACUGGUUGGCGGAUAAAGUGGGCCCCGUCAACGUUGUCAUUCCAGGUUCACUCAUCAUUGGUGUGAUUUUACUUUGUAAUCUUGCCGUAACAAACGCUGCUGGUAUUAUCUGCACGGCUCUAUUCUUUGGCUUCUUGUCUGGCAUAUUUGUUGCAACUCCACCCCUCUUAUUCAUGGUCUUCACCAAAGACAAGACUAAACUCGGUGCACGGAUGGGGCUGGCAUACGCACUUGUUGGCCUGAGUGUUCUUCCCGGUGGACCUGGCGCCGGAGGCGUGCUACAGCAUCAUUCCACUAGGCUUGACUGGGUUGCUGCCUGGGUGUAUGCAGGCGUGCUUCCCUUAUCUGCCUGCCUCGUUUUCUGCGGUUUGAGAGUGUGGCAAGCGGGCACCAAGCUGAAAGUGAAAGUAUAA